AUGGACGUGGAUGACUCCGCCGUGGAUCUCAGCGUGAGCAGGUCAUUACCACCAGAGCUAAGUGAAUUGAGAGCUCUAACAGCCAGUGGUUUGACAAUCACACCUGCGCAGCCUCCCCCUCAUGGCGCCAGUGGCAAAAGGGUGCUUCGCCCCCGAUCAGAGACUCGCAGUUAUGCAGAGAGUCCAGAUAUUGUGCUGCUGCCUGCUGCACCCCCACAUAGAAAACCCACCUUAGCACCACCUACUGCAGCACCAUUUACAGAUGUUAGUAGCAAACUGAACUCUGCGCCUGUUAAUGUAUCAAUAACAGCCAGUGCAGUACCACCAAUACCAGCUCACGUGGAAUCCCCACGCGAUCCAAGAGAUGAAGAGGAUUCAGAGGAGGAAAAUGAACCACCAUUGCCAAUGCCGGGGCAUAGGGAGUUGUCGAGCGCCGAGAUUUGGGAGCGCGAGCGUCGCUUGCGAACACUACGCGAACAAUUACGCGCCGAGGAGACGCGGCUCGUGCUCCUGCGCAAGUUGAGGCAGUCGCAACAGGCCUCCACUGUACCACCGGUUAAGGAGUCGACGACGGGUACGGCUCUGGCUGGUAGCGGGUGCGUUGUGCCACCUGGCGUUACCGUUACACCAGCUCCUCCGCCAGCUCAUCAGCAAAGCAAGCGUACCAGCAGCAGCGGUGCUGCAAAUAACUGCAGCACGACCAUAAGCAACACGUCUCGGCGAACGGCGAACUUACCAGGGGGCGCCACUCUUACACCUGGACCUUACCGCUCACAGUCUUCAACAUCUGGUGGCACUAGUAUCACACCAUCUGUCACCAUUACUCCCGCACCACCGCCAGCUUCGCAGUUAUCUGCUAAGGCAAGUACCCGCAGUUCAGAGGAUACACAGACUCCGGCGCAACGACAAGCCGCCGCUAAAUUAGCUCUGAGAAAACAACUGGAAAAGACACUGUUACAGAUACCACCCCCCAAACCUCCACCGCCUGAAAUGAACUUUAUACCAUCUCCUAGCAACACUGACUUUGUCUACUUGGUCGGCUUAGAGCACGUUGUUGACUAUCUGACGAAUGAGGACCGAUUCCCGCGUUCAUCCGUGCCCGCUGUAUGCGCGCAGUGCGGGUGCGACUUCACGCCAGUGUGGCGUUGGGAGCGAGCGCCAUCGAGGCGUCAGGACGCGACGUUCACGCCUGCCCCCACGUCCACCCCGGCUGCCAGACGCCUCUGCGAGCUGUGCGUCUCCGGGAACGUCAAACGCGCUCUCAAGGCGGAGCACACGGCCCGUUUGAAGACGGCGUUCGUGCGCGCCUUGCAGCAGGAGCAAGAGAUCGAGCGACGCCUCGCCGCGCCCUCCGCCUCCCCGCCGCCCGCUCCGCCCGCCCCGCCACCGGCGCACUCGCACCACAACAGGAACUCACAAUCCACGCCGUUGACGCGUAUGUCUUCCCGCGGUGGGGGAACCCCCGCUCCUCCGACGCCGCCUGCGCAGCCGCCGCCGAAGCCAUCGCCGCAGGCUAACAGCCGCAGCGUCAGCUCGACGGAGUCGCUGCGAAGCCACCACAGCGAGAGAGACCGCGCGCGUGAGGCGGAAGUGCCCGCCAAGAAAGGUAAAGCGUCAUCUUCGAGCAGCACCAGCCAAGGAGGCAGUAGUAGCAGUAAGCAGCAUCAACAACUAGCAGCCGCUGCAGCAGCUCAAAUGGCGUUUGAACAGCACAGUGCUGCGGCUAUGCAGGCGUUACAACAUCAACUGCUUAGAGGCUUGAGCGGUGCCGGCGGCAGCGGUGGCGUGUCUCCAGCGGCCGCAGCGGCAGCCAUGAUGCAGUUCUCUCCGCUCCUCUAUACUUACCAGCUCGCUAUGGCGCAAGCCAGCGCGCUAGGCAAGCGUUCCGGCAAAGGGGGCAACAGCAGCGCUGCGAUGGCCGCUGAGAUGCAGCGCGUGGCUGAAGCCCAGAGGCAAUAUCUGCUCGACAUGAUACCCGGGCAACACACGCGCAACCCAUGGACCAAAAACUGA
Molecule: messenger RNA, 2013 nt
Organism: Leptosia nina
Lineage: Eukaryota; Metazoa; Arthropoda; Insecta; Lepidoptera; Pieridae
Source: the annotation of a GenBank genome assembly